Talaromyces amestolkiae is the source of this 5841-nucleotide messenger RNA. RefSeq lists its product as uncharacterized. Gene Ontology annotation, cellular component: nuclear pore; nuclear pore cytoplasmic filaments. Gene Ontology annotation, molecular function: structural constituent of nuclear pore. Gene Ontology annotation, biological process: RNA export from nucleus; protein import into nucleus; post-transcriptional tethering of RNA polymerase II gene DNA at nuclear periphery. NCBI's taxonomy places the organism in Eukaryota, Fungi, Ascomycota, Eurotiomycetes, Eurotiales, Trichocomaceae. The transcript has 6 exons. The coding region runs from base 1 to 5841 and encodes 1946 amino acids. The record is from RefSeq and is a predicted model, not a curated record.
AUGUCGUUCGGUGGGUUUGGUUCGUCAAACGCCUUCGGGCAGAACAAUCAGCAGCAAGGCUCUGGCUUUGGCAGCUCAGGAUUUGGAGGAUCAGGAACUGCAGGAGGAUUCGGAAGUAACACAACUCCCUUCGGUGCUGCCAAUACCGGGACUGGGGGAAGUGCAUUUGGGAGUAACACAACGGGAGGCUUCGGCUCCAGCGGAGGUUUCGGUAGUAACCAAACACAAACAAACUCCCUUUUCGGUGGCAACAAACCGAGUGGCUUUGGCUCCACAGCCACGACUGGAGGAGGUCUCUUUGGCAACAAUACCGCCACCACAUCGAGCGGAUUUGGGUCGGGAGGCUUUGGAUCCUCGGGUACAGGUACCACUGGGGCCUUCGGCAACAGCACCGCCGCAAACACCAAUCCUUUCGGAGCGAAACCAGCUACUGGUUUUGGCACUACUACUACCACUACUAGCACAGGCUUUGGCGGCACCGGGGGUGGCUUUGGUCAGACAGCAACCCCUGCUUUUGGAGGUGGAGCUGGCGCUGGCACUGCCUUCAACGGCCAGGCACCAGCCACAGAUGGAACAGCAGGCACUCCGUUCAAUCCAGUGACUGAGAAGGAUCCAAACUCGACCACAAAUAAUGUCUACCAGAGCAUAUCGUAUAUGCAACCCUACGCGCGACAUUCUUUUGAAGAACUUCGCCUAGCAGAUUACCAGGCUGGCCGUCGUUUUGCAAAUGCAAGCGGUCAAGCAGGUGCUUUUGGUGCUCCAGCAUUCGGCGGCUCGGGCUUCGGGCAACCAGCUGCUACCGGAGGUUUCGGAACUACUGGUGGUGGUUUCGGUGCAGCUGCUACCAGUGCCCCGGCAUUUGGUGCUCAAACACAGACCACUGGUGGGUUUGGCGCUAGUACAACCCAGACUAACUCACUCUUUGGAGCAAACAAACCAGCCGCUUCUUUGUUCGGAACCAGCAACACCGCUACUACUCAGCCAAGUCUCUUUGGAGCAAAUACAGCUACCACUGGUGGGUUUGGCGCCAAUACCACCAACACGACGGGCACAGGUUUUGGAGGAGGCUCAGGAUUGUUUGGAAAUCAGCAACAGCAACAGAAGCCUGGUUUGUUCGGUAAUACUCAAACUACAACUACUGGAUUCGGAAGUACUCCUAGUGGCUUCGGAGCAAACACAAACACAACUUCCACAACUACUCCUUUUGGAGGUACUACAACCACCACGGGUUUUGGAAAUGCCCAACAACCCGGAACAACUACUUCUGCUUUUGGCGGCGGCUUUGGUCAACAGGCCCAGACGCAGGCCAAGCCAGGCCUGUUCGGAAACACUCAACAGCAGCAAGGUGGAACAGGCCUGUUUGGCAGCGGUGGCACUACAGGCACGUCUCUCUUCGGAAAUCAGCAACAACAACAGCCGCAAGGUACAACAUCGCUCUUUGGAGGAGGUCAAACUCAACAGACCGGUGGCACUGGACUGUUUGGUGGGGCUCAGCAACAACAAGAGCAAAAGCCUGGUCUAUUUGGUGGUCUUGGUACGAAUACGGCAGCUACUGGCACUUCUGCUUUUGGCGGCUUGGGUGGCAAUCAGCCCGCUCAAACAGGAACAACCAGCUUGUUUGGCAACACCCAGACUCAGCCACAGCAGAAGCCGAGUCUAUUCGGGAACGCUGGUGGAAAUUCGAUGUUUGGUGGAGGUACAACCACUCAGCCCACCGGAUCUCUCUUUGGAGGCCAGACACAGCAACAACCAACAACUGGGUUUGGCACAAGCAUGUUUUCUACGUCUCAACAGAACCAGCAACAACCGGUUCAACAACAGGCACAGGCUCCAGCACCCGGAAGUUUCCAGGCUUCGCUUCUUGAUGGCAAUCCGUACGGCGGCCAAUCCAUUUUCUCGGGAUUGCCGGGCCAAAACGCUCCCAGCCCAGGUCCUCUCGCCACCCCUCUAUCAGCUAGCAUGAGACAGAAGCAACGUACACCUCUUCCAAUCUACAAACUCACGCCAAACGCUGCCAACCGUCUCAUCACCCCUCCCCGACGCCAAGGAUACGGCUUCUCUUACUCCACAUAUGGCAGCCCGGCCAGUGCUUCAAGCGUUUCUAGUUUCAGCGGAAGUUUGCUUGGUAGCAGCAGUCUUCGCGGAGGUAAUGUCAACGGCAGUUUCGGACGUAGCUUCGGAAAGAGCUUCUCCACCAGCAACCUUCGCAAGUCAUUCGAUCCGGACAGCGAUAGUGUCUUGGCACCGGGAGCUCUUACAGGCUCCGCAUCUCGUUACUCCAGUGGCAGCUUGAAGAGAUUGACUAUUGAUCGAAGCUUGAGAAACGACCUCUUCCAACGUCCUUCCGCAUCUCCCGCGCCAAUCACCAACGGCGAGGAUGCAGCACAAUCCCCCGACAAGCUCAAGAAACGUGUUAGUUUUGAGGCGACGACUAAUGGAGCCUUGGUUCGCGCUGAAACCGAAAGCGCUGAACCUACCGCUGAAGAACUUGGGUUCUUGCGCUCUAUACGCAAGGGUGAGCAAGUCAACGGCACGAAUGGAACCGCUCCUGGCAAGCCUAAGAAACCGGAAAUGGAACAAGCCCGGGGUAGCGAACUAGCUGUUGUACCAGAAACCGGUCUGCCUACAACAAAUGGUACCCCGAAAGGUGUUACCGUCGAUCCCCAGCCUGGCGAAUACUGGAUGAAACCAUCUCGCGCCGAAUUAAGCAAGAUGUCGCGAGAUCAGCUCAAGCAGGUUGAAGGAUAUACCGUCGGUCGACAAAAAUGCGGUCAAGUUACAUUUGAUCGCCCGGUUGAUCUCACUACUAUUGAUCUAGACAACGUCCUCGGCGGUAUUGUGCAGAUCACUGUUCGUUCCAUCACUGUCUAUCCAGACGAAGCGACGAAGCCUCCCCGUGGCAAAGGACUGAAUGUUCCCUCAACUCUACGAAUCGAGAACUCUUGGCCUCGUGGAAGGGAUCGCAAGACCUCGUCGAGCAUCAUCAGCGGCCCUCUUUUCGAUAAGCAUGUGGACCGCCUCAGCAAGGUGACUAACACCGAGUUUGUAACCUAUGAGAAAGACACCGGUGUCUGGGUCUUCCGCGUUGCUCAUUUUACUACAUAUGGUCUUGAUUAUGAAGACGAUGAAGGUGAGAGCCUCAACCAAAGCACAUUAAGUGCGGGCCCUGACACACCGACUCCGAAGGUACGGCGAGACGCAGGAGACCGAGCUGCCGAGACCACUGUUAACUCCGAAUUCGAUACGACGAUUUCGUUCGACGAUUCCAUUGCUGACGACACAUUUGAUUUUAAGAAGCGUAAAUUGGUACCUGGAGCUUUCGGAACCCAGGAAGGACAAAUUGAGGGUGAUGAGAUGAGUUUGGGGGAAGAAGAUGAUGAUGGAUCUACAGUAGAAAAUGACGACAUGACCGGCUCGAUUUCCUUGCAAGACGUUGACGACGUUACUGAGAGUAUUAAUUCUGAUGUAUCUAUUGAUGAUGGGGAUAUGGAGAUGGCGGGUUCUUUUCCGAUACCUCCUGACGACGCGGAGUCUGAAGAUUUGACUGCACAUCGCACCACGCAUUGGGGUACUCCCUCAAAGCCAAGCCUUGACCUUAGUGGCGAUUGGGCCGACCAGCUACAACGAACGAUUAGUCCACGAAAACAGAACCGUGACUUGUUGCGAGAGAAGCAGGCCGACGCUUUUGUUGACAGAAACUCACCAGACAAAAGACCCGAAUCGCGCGGGGUUCCUACUGCAAAGACAAAGACUAUCACCUCGAGCAUCGAUUUGAUGCACUCGCUCUUUGCGCACAAGGGUGUUCACGCAGGAUCACCAGGCAAGAAGCAGAAAGGACAAUUGAAGGCUUUUGAGUUGUCUCAUACGAAAACGCCGAAAACUUUUGCAAGCAGUUCUUUUGAACUGUCUGCUGACGAAGUCGCUUUUCAUCGUACACGCAAACCUCGCUGGGCAAGUAAGGAUACCAUGGUGAAGGUGAAUGAUGGUUACAGUAACGUUCAGGGCUCAAAUCAGCCAUGGUCGAGUGGUAUUUCUUUUGGCGAGAUUGAUGUGCUCAGGUUUGCUGAGGCAGCAGAGUCAAUCGAUGUUCUAGAAGCUCAGCGGCGCCAAUCUUCAAUCCGUCUUAUUGAUAGCGCACCAUUUGCUCGUUUGAACAGUUUUGAUUUCCGGUCAUUCGUACAAUCUUCUACGGGCCCUGAGCGGUAUGUCUGGCAACUGGUCAAUAUCCUCUUCAAUGAUGAGAUUGAGGAUGACAUCUCGGCUGGCGUGCCACCACAGCUUCGCAACAAUUUCCUGCACCGUAUAAAGAAGGACCGUCUCAGCCGACUUUGGGAAAACAUCGUUCGAGAAAAGCACGGUGAAGAUUUGGGGAAACUUGUUCUUCCGGAAGAAGUGGCUAUUGCCUAUCUCACGCAACAUCGUGUUGAGGAUGCAUGUAAGACUCUGGUAGAUAGCGGAAACCUUCAUCUAGCGACCAUGCUUGCCCAGAUAGGUCGAGAUCAUAUUAUUCGAAGCAACAUGCAGAAGCAAGUUGAAUCAUGGCGUCAACACAAUGUCUACUCCGAGUUCAACGAGCCAAUCCGUGCGCUGUACGAAUUACUUGCAGGCAACGCUCUCAGGUCAGUUGGUCGUUCUUCGGGAGCCACUGAAGACCGCGCGUCUACUUUUACGUUAUCAGAGCGAUUUGAACUUGACUGGAUCCAAGCCUUUGGUUUGCGACUAUGGUACAGCAUCACAGAAGACGAACCUCUUGAGGUUGCUGUUGCACGUUUCUUGGAUGAUAUCACCGCAGGUGACGAACCCGCAUACCCUUUUCCGGCGCACUUAGAACGAGAACUUGCUGGUUUGCGUCAAGGUGUCAACUCUUCUUUCUUGGAGUCCCCUCUUUGGGUUGUAUUGAAAGUUUAUGCUGCUACGAUGUCGACAAAUGUUGCUUCUGACUUGAAAGUCAAUCUUCCUGACGCGAUAUCCCCAGAGGCUGUGUCUGGCAGUCGGUUGUCAAGCCGUUUGUCAUUCCAACUCCACCAAGCACUUGCCACCAUAGUCGGUCAGAAUGAUAGUGUCACGAUUGACAAAGCUCGCACGGAUCAACUGACUUGGAGCUAUGCAUCGGAAUUGGCAGCUUCUAAUGCCGUGGAACCAGCUCUGUUCGUCUUGCUUCACUUGUCGCGCGCUACUGCCAGAGAGCGUGCCAUCAAAGAGACCCUUGGCCAAUUUGCCGCUUCGUUGCCAUCUCCACUGUCAGAUGGCAAGCCUGAUAAUGUCUGGAACUACCUCGUUCAAGCUUUGCAAUUACCUGAAUCAUGGAUCUGGGUCGCCAAGGCCUUAUACGCUAGGUACAGUGGCGACUUUGCCAAUGAAGUUGGCUAUCUCAUUCGCGCCAAGAACUGGAACGAGGCACACUCAACGUUCUGUCGUGUCGUGGGACCGCGAACCAUCAUAGAAGGCGAUUGGGGUCUCUUACGUGCGCUGAUUAAAGGAUUUGGUGAGUCGCCAGAUCGAAAAGUGCGUGGUUGGAGCAGUGGAGGAGCGGUGUAUGAGGACUACCUGCGGCUCGUUACGGCGCAGGGAUCGCGAGAUGCGAAUGUGCUGAAACGUCUGAUCGCAUCGUUGGGUCAUAUGGGUGAGAAGACUAAACAGACCUCUGGCCUGGAGGGGUUGGAGGAGCGAGUUGCGUUUAUGGAGAUGAGUCGUGUUGUGGCGGGAUGGAGKGCGCGAGAGGAGGAUGGUGUGGAUCUGUCUGCUAUUCUUCGGUUGCCAUUGACCGGGGAAGCGAGAGUAGCACAUACCGCUGAGAUAGGUCGUCGUUACUACAGCAUGGUCAUGGCUACUGCUCAUUAG